CAAAAACAAAAAAAAAAAAAAAAAAUUCUUUUAAAUUUUAAGUUCACUUUUUACUAGUUUUCCAAAUUGUAUUUUCAUAGACUUCUGUUUUUCAUAAUUGCACCUAUUUGGAAAUAUAAUUGAACUAGUUUUCAGCCAUGGCAAACAGUGCUAAAAGAUUUCCAAAGUUGCGGUUCGCGCUUAUCACCGAGGAUGCCUUGGAGAUGCUGCGCCCGGAUAAAAAGUCUCAACAGUCGAGCCUUAUGGAGGUCAAGGACAUGUACGAGACGAUCAACAAUACGGUGAAUGUGCUGCUGGAGCAGAAGCUGCGCAACCUCAAACUGGACAAACUGGACCAGCUGAUCGAGGACAAGGUAUGCGAGGUACUCGAUCGCCACAGGGAGAUACGCAAGAGCAUGCGUGGCCUUGGAACGUCGAAGUCAUCCGAUGAAUCGAUUCAUACGGUAUCUGAAUUCGGCAGCAAGCCCGUCAGGCCGAUUAAGUUUGAUGCUCGAUCAAUAAAUUCCAUCGCCUCCAGAGGAAUGCGGGCCAAAAAGGCCAAGAAGGAGCUAUUCACCAGCGAUUUCCCAUAUAAAACGGAGCCGACCAACGAACGCAAGACGACACAAACGAAUAUUAAUAAUACCAAUAACAAUAAUAACAAUAAUAACAAUAUGAAUAAAAGUAAUAACAGAACUGGAAUCAAAAAUGGAAAUCCACGAUCUAUCGCGAUAACCGAUUCAAGGAAACCGCACUCCGCUCGGGACAUUGCGGUUAAGUAUUUUAAGGAAUUGGAUGAUCGAUGCAAACGCAAGCAAUAAACAUGCUUUAUCUGAGAUAUAUUAAUAUAUAUAUAUAUAUAUAUAUAUAUAUAUAUAUUUAUACGUUUAUAUUCAUUCUAAUGUUCUUAUGAUCAUAAGUAUAAUCAUUUGCCCAGACGAUUCUAUUAAAUUUUUAACGGACGUCAA
This is a messenger RNA of Drosophila virilis, 947 nucleotides long. RefSeq names its product probable basic-leucine zipper transcription factor G. The record is from RefSeq and is a predicted model, not a curated record. NCBI's taxonomy places the organism in Eukaryota, Metazoa, Arthropoda, Insecta, Diptera, Drosophilidae.